CUGCAUUAGAUUCAGUGUUGACUAGGAGCAGUGCGUCUUCGUUGUCUUCCACACACAGCAUAGAACAAAAUGAAGAAAAAAUAUUCUCUGGAGGAGAAUGGCACUCGAAGACUCUCCUUUGCAGACGAUGGUGUCCGGUGGCGAACUGGAUCUGAGAUCAUCAAUCCAGAUGAUCCUUGUGUGCAGAACUGUGAAAUGGAUCACCCUUCCUCAUUUAGGAAAUAUCAGCAGACCUUGCAGAUGCUCAAGCCCUUGCGUUUUUCCUCAUCACAGCCCCACCCUGUGGACAAUGCAGGUUUCCUGUCCUUCAUGACUUUUGCCUGGAUGACCCCCAUGAUGUGGUCAAUUUUUAGGAAUAAGCUGGACAUCUCCCAGCUAAAGUUGUCUCCUUUUGAUAUUGCUGACACCAGUGCACAAAGGUUUCAGAGACUCUGGGAUGAAGAAGUGGCAAAGAGGGGUUUGGAAAAAGCCUCACUGGUUCGUGUGGCCUUUCGCUUUCAACAAACCAGGCUGAUUGUCUCUGUCAUUAUUGGUAUUCUUGCCAUGGUUUCAGCAUUUUUGGGCCCGGCUGUACUGAUCAGCAUGAUCUUGAAUUAUAUUGAAAACCCAGAGAAGUCGGUAUCCAACACAGUGUCCUAUGGUGUUGGUUUGUCCAUUGGUCUGUUCACCACAGAAUGUUGCAAAGCUCUCCUAAUAUCCUUGCUGUGGGCAAUAAACCUACGCACAGCAGUGAGACUGAAAGGGGCUUUCUCUGCAGUGGCUUUUCAGAAAAUCAUAUCGCUGCGGGUAUACAGCAGUGUUUCAAUGGGAGAGAUGAUUAACGUUUUGACCAGUGAUGGCCACAGAAUGUUCGAGGCUGUACUGUUUGGGAGCUUUGUGCUGUCCAGCCCAGUGCUCUUUAUUAUGUGUAUUGUCUACGCAUGCUACAUUCUGGGCUACACCGCACUGACUGGAGUCUUCACAUACCUGAUUUUUGUCCCUGUACAGAUUUACUUGGCCAAGUUCAUAAAUAAAUUCAGAUGGAAGUCCUUAUUGAUAACCGACAGCAGAGUUCACACAAUGAAUGAGAUUCUCAACAGUAUAAAGCUAAUCAAGAUGUACGCGUGGGAAGAUUCUUUUGAGAAGACGAUUGCAGGCUUAAGGAAAAAUGAAAAGAAACAACUACAGAAGGUCAGUUAUGUCCAGAAUGCUAAUACAAACAUCACCAGCAUCAUCCCCACCGUUUCCACUGUCCUCACCUUUCUGGUUCACACUUUGGUGGGGUUACCUCUCAGCACUUCUGAUGCUUUUACCACAAUUGCCAUCUUCAACUGCAUGAGGUUCUCCCUCGCCAUCCUGCCCAUGUCUAUGAAGGCCACAGCUGAGGCUGUUGUAGCACUAAAACGAUUAAAGAAAAUUUUGCUGAUCCAGAAUCCUGAGCCCUACCUGAUGAAAAAGGUAGAUAGUGACUCAGCUAUAGUGAUGAAAAAUGCUACAUUUUCCUGGACCAGACCUGAAAGCCAGUCUGGCCCCCCACCCAGCACAGCCAACGGAGUGUCAGAACACAAGACAGCCGAGACUGAAUCCUCACCAGCAUUGAAAAACAUCUCCUUCACACUGCCUAAGGGCAACCUGCUCGGUGUCUGUGGGAAUGUGGGGAGUGGAAAGACAUCACUGAUUUCCAGCAUUUUGGAACAGAUGCACCUUCUUCAGGGCUCCAUCACAGCCGAUGGGACAUUUGCGUACGUCUCCCAACAGGCCUGGAUUUUUCACGGAACUGUUCGAGAAAAUAUCCUCAUGGGGGAACCUUUUGACCAAACCAAAUAUGACAGGGUUGUGGAUGUCUGUAGCCUCGGAGCUGACCUGAAGAUUCUGCCAUUCGGUGACCAAACUGAGAUUGGGGAGCGGGGGCUUAAUCUGUCAGGGGGACAAAAGCAGAGGAUCAGCCUGGCCAGAGCAGUCUACUCCAACAAGGACAUCUUCCUCCUUGACGAUCCUCUAUCUGCUGUUGAUGCUCAUGUGGGGAAACAUAUUUUUGAAGAAUGUAUAAAAAAGGAGCUCCAAGGAAAAUCGGUCGUACUGGUUACACACCAGCUCCAGUAUUUGGAGUUCUGUGAUGACAUCCUGGUUCUGGAGGACGGGGAGAUCAGGGAGGCCGGAAACCACCAAACCUUGAUGAACGCCAGCGGACGCUAUGCUCAGCUCAUCACUAAUUACCAGAUGGAACAGUCCAAAACUCAGAAUGAGGAGGGAGAGGAAGAGGAGGAUUUAUCAUCCCAAGAUGCCGCUGAGUUGAAAGAGGUUGAGCUCAGACAUCGUGCAGACAGUGGGAUAGCAAACCCUGCAUUUGACAUGUCAGAUGAAAAGGAUCAUGAAACAACAGCUGAGCAAAAGCCUCCUGUCAAGUCUGAUGACCAGCUAGUCCGUGAAGAGUCCUUCACGGAGGGUGCUGUCUCCUUAAGAACCUACCACCGGUACUGUCAAGCAGCUGGAGGCUACAUUCUCGUCUUUCUCGCUGUCCUGAACAUUGUCCUGAUGAUUGGAUCCACAGCCUUCAGCAACUGGUGGCUCAGCUUCUGGCUUGGAAAGGGUAAUGGGUCAUCGACUAACCCAGGUUCAGAUCCAGGUGACAUCUCAAAAAAUCCAGACCUGCACUACUACCAAACGAUUUAUGGUGUGAUGACGCUCAUCAUGGUGGUACUUGCCCUCAUCAAAUGCUUCUUUUUUACUUAUGUCACCUUGAGGGCCUCCUGCAAACUCCACGACACAAUGUUCAAGAAGAUUAUUGCCAGUCCAAUGAGUUUCUUUGACACAACUCCAACGGGCCGAAUUCUAAACCGUUUCUCUAAAGAUCAAGAAGAGGUGGACACUGUGCUUCCUCUUCACAUGGAUCCUUUCCUGCAGUUUUGUCUUCUCGUCACAUUCACAAUUAUCAUCAUCGCAUCCGUUUUUCCGUACAUGCUUGUGGCUGUGGUUAUCAUGGGAGCGUUGUUUACCCUCAUUCUCUUCCUAUUCCAAAGGGGUAUUCGUCAUAUGAAGAAGAUAGAAAACAUCAGCCGUUCUCCCUGUAUCUCACUAACGACUUCUACACUGCAGGGCCUCAGCACCAUCCAUGCUUACAACACAAGAAACAGUCACAUAGAAAUGUUCAAUUCCCUGAAUGACAUCAACUCAAAUCACUUUUUAUUGUUUCAUUCUGGCACCCGAUGGCUUUCUUUUUGGCUGGACUUCAUGGCUGCUACUAUGACCUUGUUGGUGUCUCUGUUUGUAGUGCUUAGCAGUAAUGACUUUAUUGCUCCAUCCUUGAAAGGCCUGGCCAUAUCCUAUACCAUACAGUUGACAGGCAUGCUUCAAUAUGUAGUAAGAGAGUCAACGGAAGUGGAAGCAAGGUUCAACUCAGUGGAGCGACUGCAGGAAUACAUCAUGGAUUGUAAGUCUGAGGCCCCCAGGCAUGUUAAAGAGGCUCAGAUCCCACAGGACUGGCCUAGCAGUGGGGGCGUCUCCUUCGUAGACUAUAAGAUGAGGUACAGAGAGAAUACACCAAUUGUCCUAAACGGCCUUGAUUUCCACAUUCAACCUGGAGAGAAGCUGGGGAUCGUGGGAAGGACUGGCUCUGGGAAAUCCUCUUUAGGAGUGGCUCUAUUCAGACUAGUAGAGCCUGCAGCAGGAACCAUAAAGAUAGACGGAGUUGAUAUUAUGUCCAUUGGCCUGCAGGAUUUGCGCAGCAAGUUGUCCAUCAUCCCUCAGGACCCUGUGCUGUUCAUCGGUACAGUAAGGUACAACCUAGACCCGUUUAAUAACUACACUGAUGAGGAGAUUUGGGCAGCACUGGAGAAGACCUAUAUAAAGGACUCAAUCGCCAAGCUGGAAGAAAGGCUACAGGCACCAGUGUUGGAAAAUGGAGAGAACUUCUCUGUUGGUGAGAGACAACUGAUGUGUAUGGCUAGGGCUCUACUCCGUAACUCCAAGAUUAUUCUUUUAGACGAAGCCACAGCAUCCAUUGAUUCAGAAACAGAUGCUCUAAUUCAAAACACCAUCAAAGAUGCCUUCAAAGACUGCACCAUGCUCACCAUAGCGCAUCGCAUCAACACUGUUAUGCAUGCAGAUCGUAUUCUGGUCAUGGACAAUGGGCAGGUGGCAGAAUUAGACCAUCCAGAUGUGCUGAAGCAACGGCCAGACUCUCUGUUCUCAUCACUCCUGACAGCUGCUAAUACAGUAAACUCGUGAACAGAAGGACAUCCAAAAAACUGCUGCAUAGUAGUCACUGGGCAUGUCCAUAACAGCUAUCCAUAUACACAGCCAUAUUGAAGUCUGUACUGUGAUGCUACAAUCUUUUCUGGUGUGCUUGUAUGAGAUGUAACUGAGCAGCAGAGAUGGAAAGUGAUAGCAGUGCAGGAAAGACAACAUAGUUUUUGAACUUUGUAAAUAGUUAUGUAUUUAUCUCUCCUGUCUGCUGAUAUAAAAGAAUGAGCACUGUACUUUACUGGGUUUCCCUUCAUAUUUCGUAUGAGAUGACUUCUUAUGCACGUUAUAUGUUAGUUAAGUUAUGAAUUUGCCAAGUCUUAAAUUACAUUCAAUGGCAGCAAAGAAAGUCUCCUGUUUUUUAUUUUGUUUUUUGUGAGACAUUAAAAAAUGCAUUGUAAAUUUCAAAGUGUAGGUAUAUAAAAAUGACCCUGAUAAGAUCUGUGCUAGUAAAUUACUUAAAUUUG
Oreochromis aureus is the source of this 4688-nucleotide messenger RNA. RefSeq names its product ATP-binding cassette, sub-family C (CFTR/MRP), member 12 (gene abcc12). NCBI's taxonomy places the organism in Eukaryota, Metazoa, Chordata, Actinopteri, Cichliformes, Cichlidae. Bases 70 to 4206 code for a protein of 1378 amino acids. Gene Ontology annotation, biological process: transmembrane transport. The record is from RefSeq and is a predicted model, not a curated record. Gene Ontology annotation, cellular component: membrane. Gene Ontology annotation, molecular function: ATP binding; ATP hydrolysis activity; ABC-type transporter activity. The transcript is spliced from 31 exons.